Molecule: messenger RNA, 2073 nt
Organism: Fonsecaea erecta
Lineage: Eukaryota; Fungi; Ascomycota; Eurotiomycetes; Chaetothyriales; Herpotrichiellaceae
Exons: 3
Coding region: 1-2073 (690 amino acids)
Molecular function (GO): NAD+ poly-ADP-ribosyltransferase activity
Source: RefSeq, a predicted model, not a curated record
AUGGUUCGAAUCAAGCAACCUCCUCAACCUGCUGUUCCUUCUCUAGAUGGGGUCAUCAUCUGCUUUGCUUCUUACUCCCGCAGCGGACAUCCUGAACUCUCACACAAAAUGGUGACGGAACUGAAGACUGACAUCGCCAACUGCGGGGGGUCGUACACUACAAAGCCAGAUCAGUGUACCCAUCUCAUCGCGACCCACGCUCAGUGGGAAAAGAAACUGGACCGCAUCACUCAAGCCCAACAGAAUCCUAAUACGAUCUCUGUCUCUUACGACUGGCUCUCUGCGUCUCUGGCGUCAAAUGAGCCCGUUGACGUCGAAGAAUAUCUCCUUGAGAGCUCGCCUACCAACGAUGACGACACGGUGAACGGUAACAGUCCUCAACCUGCCCAGACGGUGGCGACUAGGUCAUCAAAGCGCUCACGGAAAAAUGAGGACGAUGGGGCAAAUCAUAUACCGACCAAAAAAACAAAGUCCUCAAAGGCAUCCGAUCCACUUGCCUCAAGCAUUGCUCCCAAGGCUAGCAGAGUUCCACUAGAUUACGAUGUCCCGGUCGAGGGAUCCUACGUUGUUCAUGUGGACGAAGGCGGCGUGAUAUAUGACGCCACGCUCAAUAAAUCCGAUGCCAAAGUGAACAACAACAAGUUCUACAGAUUACAGCUUUUGAGAGGCACCCAUGGAUUUUAUACGUGGACACGCUGGGGUCGUGUGGGUGAGAGAGGCCAGAGCAAAUUGCUAGGUGACGGUUCCUUUGACGAGGCUCUUUCGUAUUUUGGGAUUAAAUUCAAAGAGAAGGCUGGUCUCACUUGGGAAAAUAGGGAUGCGCCACCGAGGAAGGGCAAGUACGCCUAUCUCGAAAUCAACUACACAGACUCGGACGACGACGGCCAAAAGGAGUCGGUUCAAGUGAACCGGAAAAGCGGCGCUGCCGUGAGAGAAAAGGUGUUUGCUGAAAGCAAACUACCGCCACAGGUCCAACGCCUGAUGGAACUUAUCUUCAACAUGCAAUUUUUCAAUAACACCAUGGCAGAUUUCGAUUAUGAUGCCAAUAAAAUGCCGCUCGGGAAGUUGAGCAAGAAGACUCUACUCAAGGGGUAUGAAGUCCUCAAAGAGCUGGCUUUGCUCGUUGCCGACCCUUCUGUUGCCGCCGGUAUGGGAGAACUGCCAGGUCAGGCUGUCAUGGACAGAAGCAAUCAGUACUUCUCACUUGUUCCACACGUUGUUGGCCGUCGAGCUCUGCCUGUCCUCAAGGAUAUGAAUUCCAUUAAGAGAGAAAUUCAGCUCCUAGAGACGCUGACAGAUAUGCAACUGGCCAACGAGAUUAUGACAUCCGCCGCGGUGGCGGAACACAAGUCGCUCCACAUGCUGGAUAGACAAUACAAGGGACUCGGCAUGAGAGAGAUGGUGCCUCUGGAUCAAGGCAGUCAAGAAUUCGCCGAGAUCUUCUGUUACCUGACCAAGUCAACGGGCAGCACCCAUGGUGUUACAUACGCAGUGCAGGAUAUCUUCCGUAUUGAGCGAAAUGGUGAAUCGAACCGACCCGACAACUCUGCCUAUGCCAAUAUCGGAACAAAGAGUGACCGUCGGUUACUUUGGCAUGGAUCCCGUGUCAGUAACUUCGGUGGUAUUCUUAGCAAAGGUUUGCGGAUUGCACCACCAGAAGCCCCCGUGUCUGGGUACAUGUUUGGCAAAGGUGUCUAUCUUGCAGAUAUGAGCUCAAAGAGUGCUGGCUACUGUGCAACGUAUAACAGUGCUGGGACUGGAUUACUCCUUCUUUGUGAAGCUGAACUGGGCACACCGUGUCUCAAACUCACGGAGGGUGAUUCCGAUGCAGGGCAUCUCGCUAAGCAGGCUGGCUGCAUUUCCACCUGGGGCGUGGGCCAGACUGGUCCUCCAGUCUGGAAAGAUGCCAGCUGCAUUCAUCCGAGCUUGAUAGGGGUCAAAAUGCCUGAUGUCAACAAUCAUCCGCCAGCACCAACGUAUGAGCAAAACGCAUAUCUUCUGUACAACGAAUACAUCGUUUACGAUGUGGCUCAGAUCAGACUCCGAUACCUUUUGCGAGUCAAGAUCAACUGA